AUGAUGAACAACAGAGUCACCUUGCCUCCUAUCUCGGACAUUUUCACAAACAAGAAUGUCGGCUCUGUGCCUCAACAACCAGCUUUUGCUCCAUACCACAGACCCAUGCCAGCACCUGGUCCAGGCCCUCACGCCUCGCCUUAUCCAGCCAUGCCUGUCUACCUGUACCAGUACAUGUACAACUCGCCUCCACAACACCACCACUCUCCUUACGGCACUGCUUCUUAUACCCCAUACGCCGUGGCUCCCGCCGCCGGCUCCCAGCAUAGCGAGGCUGCUCCCCAGGGAUCCUUGCCGCUUUUGCACAGAAACCUGAAUUCCAGCGACCGUCGUCCUUCGGUGGCGCUGCCCACAUCUCCAGGAUCGCCACUGUCAAAAGCGCUGACUCCCGAAGCCAGCGGCUUGGCUACGCGGGCCAGAACUAGAAACAACUUGCCCAAGGAAACCACCUACAUCUUGUUGAAGUGGUUGAACGACCACUUGAACCACCCUUACCCCAACUCGUUCGAAAAGACGCAGUUGAUGAUGACGACGGGCCUCAACCAGCAGCAGUUGAGCAACUGGUUUAUCAACGCCAGAAGAAGAAAGAUCAAGGUUUUGCGCCAGAAACAGAAGCUGGCCUCCGCCUAA
Molecule: messenger RNA, 630 nt
Organism: Candidozyma duobushaemuli
Lineage: Eukaryota; Fungi; Ascomycota; Pichiomycetes; Serinales; Metschnikowiaceae
Gene: CUP9
Product: transcription factor CUP9
Exons: 1
Coding region: 1-630 (209 amino acids)
Biological process (GO): regulation of DNA-templated transcription
Molecular function (GO): DNA binding
Source: RefSeq, a predicted model, not a curated record